Molecule: messenger RNA, 993 nt
Organism: Fopius arisanus
Lineage: Eukaryota; Metazoa; Arthropoda; Insecta; Hymenoptera; Braconidae
Product: chymotrypsin-1-like
Exons: 5
Coding region: 1-855 (284 amino acids)
Biological process (GO): proteolysis
Molecular function (GO): serine-type endopeptidase activity
Source: RefSeq, a predicted model, not a curated record
AUGGAUAAUAUGGAAAACCUCAAAAUGGUGAGCAGCAAGGGUCAAACUUUGGAUGUUGUCUUCGCAGUGCUUCAUGACGAUUACGAUAAGCCCUAUAAUGACAACAUCGCACUAAUUCGUGUCGCCGGGGAUAUCGAGUUCAACGAAAAAAUUCGUCCUGUUGCUCUUCCCACUGAUGGACACGCUGAUUAUAAUAGAUUAGGAGAAAUUGUCGGAUGGUUCACUGUGAAAGCCGAUUUGUCCGUCAACAAUCAACUCCAGAGUGUUAAUCUGCCAAUAAUCUCAAACGAUCAAUGCGCAAAGUAUCGGGACAUUACUGAUAAACACAUCUGCGUUCAUGACGAGGCUCUUGGCGACUUCUGUCAUGAGGAUAUUGGUGCUCCUCUGAUUGUUGAUGAUCUUCUCGUUGGAAUCGAGUCGUAUGUCGCACCCUGCGCUGGAGGAUUACCCGAUGUUUUCACUCGUAUUUAUAGUUACCGGCAAUGGAUCGAUAAAAUUAUCAGGAAGUUCGAGAUGCAGCUAAUAUCCCUGAUUAAAUUCCCCCAGAUCAGAGACAAUCUUUUGCUGAGCGACAAACUCCAUGAGAUCGAUCUCCCAAUUAUUUCUAAUGAGGAGUGCAAAAAGGAUCGGCGUGGGUAUAUCACUGAAAAACAUGUUUGUACUUAUUUUAAUAGCACCGCGGGCCUCUGCUUCGAGGACAUAGGGGGGCCCCUGAUUUUUGAAGGAGCACAACUCGGAAUUGCGUCGUACGCUAUUCCCUGUAGCCUCGAUUGGCCAGAUGUUUACACGAGGAUUUCUGGAUAUCUUCAAUGGAUUAUCGAUCACGUCGGAACUGUCAGAACUACCUCCACAUGAAGUGAAGACCCAUGUGAAAAUUCGAUUGAAACUGAAGGGAACAUUGGUGUGAGCAUCUAAUGAAUUGAAUGAUUUCCAUUUAUCUUCUUUACGAUAAGAUCAAUAAAAGUCAAAUCGUGGGAAGAGUUUUUUGGUCAA